CUUCAAUAGGAUCUGAACAACAAAAACAACAAGCUGAGAAAAAACAGAAGUUUGAUUUUGAACAGUCAAGAGAAUUAAGACAACAAACACUUUAUGAUGGAUUUUUAAAUAACAUCUAUAAAUUAGAUAAAGAUGGCUAUCUAAAUGACACAAGAAAUCCAUGGGCAUUUGCAAAUGCAUAUUAUCGUGCUGCCCAUCGUCAAUGGGAUACAAUACGCAAAGCAGAUGUUAUACAAUUUCUAAAAGAAAAACAACUAAUUGGUAGAAAUAAUUGUACUAGUGGAUGUAGAACGACAAAUCUCGAUGAUAUAAUCCGCUUGAAUGAAUUAAAUUUUGACAAUGUACAUCUGGCAAGUGAAACUGGUGUAUUAAAUAAGUUGAAUUUACAAUGUGUGUCUUUUGAUCAAGUAUCAAUGUCAAAUGCAAUGUUGUCAUUUGCUAGGUUAAAUGGUGCAUCAUUUGAUAGAGCACGAUUAGAUAACGUUAAAUUUAAUGGUUCAUCUUUACUUUGUGCUAGUUUUAAUGGUGUAAAUCUAUCGGGAGCAGAUUUUGGAAACUCUGAUCUGACAGGUGCACACUUUUCAAACAGUGAUAUGACAGGAGCUAAAAUAACAGAAGAUCAAAUAAAACAGGCAUCUUUUCAUAAUGUAACUAUGCCAAACGGAGAGAAGAGUGAAAUUAAACCCUUAACGACAGCAAAACAACCUAUAAUACAAACAACAACAAUAAUAAAAACAAAAAUGUCAACAACAGCAUCAUCAUUCUCAACUACAUCAUCGACAACAACAACAUCAUCAAUAUCAACACCAUCAUCCUCCACAACAACGCCAUCAACAGCCACAUCAUCAUCGUCAUCCACAACAGAAGCAGCAUCUUCAAUAGAAGUAGUAACAUCUGCAUCAACAGAAGCAACAUUAUCAGUAGAAGCAAUAUCGUCAACAGAAGCAACAACAUCAUCAAUCGCAGCUUGGAAUGUUACAUUUCUUAAUCAAACUACUUACUCAGUUGGUCAAGCUCCAACAUCAGUAGCAGUAGCUGAUGUGAACAGCGACAAUCAACCCGAUAUUGUGACUACGAAUAGUGGUUCAAACACUACCAGUGUUCUUCUCAACAGAGGCAAUGGCACCUUUUCUUCUCCAACUAAUUACUCAGUUGGCGCAGCUCCACAAUCAGUAAGAAUAGCCGAUGUGAACAGCGACAAUCAACCUGAUAUUGUUACUGCAAAUAGUGGUUCAAACACUACCAGUGUUCUUCUCAACACAGGCAACGGCACUUUUUCUCCUCAAACUAACUUCCCAGUUGGUUCAUAUCCAUAUGCAGUAGCAGUAGCCGAUGUGAACAAUGACAAUAAACCUGAUAUUGUCACUGCGAAUAGACAAGCAGACACCAUUAGUGUUCUUUUCAACACAGGCAAUGGCACUUUUUCUCCUCAAACUACUUACGCAGUGGAAAAAUUACCAUAUGCAGUAGCAGUAGCCGAUGUGAACAACGACAAUAAACCGGAUAUUGUUACUGCAAAUGCUGGUUCACGCACCGUUAGUGUUCUUCUCAAUACAGGCAACGGCACUUUUUCUCGUCAAACUAAUUACACAGUUGGUGUAUAUCCAUAUGCAGUAGCAGUAACCGAUGUGAACAGCGACAAUAAACCUGAUAUUGUUACUGCAGAUCAAGGUUCACGCACCGUUAGUGUUCUUCUCAAUACAGGCAACGGCACUAUUUCUCGUCUAAUUACUUACGCAAUUAGCUCAAAUCCAGAAUCACUAGCAGUAGCUGAUGUGAACAAUGAUAAUACAUCCGAUAUUGUCACCGCAAAUCGUAGUAGGAGCACCGUCACUAUUCUUCUCAAUACAGGCAACGGCACUUUUUCUCCUCAAACUGACUUCCCAGUUGGUCAAGCUCCAACAUCAGUAGCAGUAGCCGAUGUGAAUAGUGACAAUAAACCCGAUAUUAUCGUCACAAACAAUGGUGCAAACACCGUCAGUGUUCUCCUACAAUGUUAA
Messenger RNA from Adineta steineri, 2000 nucleotides. The record is from the annotation of a GenBank genome assembly. NCBI's taxonomy places the organism in Eukaryota, Metazoa, Rotifera, Eurotatoria, Adinetida, Adinetidae.